This is a messenger RNA of Microsporum canis CBS 113480, 711 nucleotides long. Its product is annotated as N,O-diacetylmuramidase. The record is from RefSeq and is a predicted model, not a curated record. The transcript is spliced from 2 exons. Gene Ontology annotation, molecular function: lysozyme activity. The coding region runs from base 1 to 711 and encodes 236 amino acids. Lineage: Eukaryota; Fungi; Ascomycota; Eurotiomycetes; Onygenales; Arthrodermataceae. Gene Ontology annotation, biological process: peptidoglycan catabolic process; cell wall macromolecule catabolic process; carbohydrate catabolic process.
AUGAAGCUCUCUCUUCUCACCGUCGCCACUGUCGCUGGUGCUGCCGUCGCUGCCCCCGCCCCAGCCGAGGCCGAUGCUCUUGUUGGAAAGGUCCAGGGCUUUGAUGUCUCUUCCUACCAACCAAAUGUCGACUUCCGCGCUGCCUACGCUGGUGGUACCCGAUUCGUCAUGAUCAAGGCCACUGAGGGAACCACCUACAAGUCUGCCACCUUCAACACGCAGUACACCAGUGCCACCAGCAACAACUUCAUCCGUGGUGGUUACCACUUUGCCCACCCAGACACCUCCGCUACUGCUCAAUGCGACUACUUCCUUGCCAAUGGCGGUGGCUGGACCAGCGAUGGAAUCACCCUCCCCGGUAUGAUUGACUUAGAGGGCACCUCCGGUAAGCCCAAGUGCUACGGGCUCAGUGCCAGCGCCAUGAUCGCUUGGAUCAAGGCUUUCUCCGACCGUUACAACGCCAGAACCGGCCGUUACCCCAUGAUCUACACCUCUCCUGACUGGUGGCAGUCCUGCACCGGAAACACCAAGACUUUCGGCACCACCAUCCCACUUGUCCUCGCCCGCUGGGCUUCCAGCCCCGGAACUGCCCCAGGUGGCUGGCCAUACCAAACCUUCUGGCAGAACGCCGACACCUACAAGUAUGGAGGCGACUCAGAGAUCUUCAACGGUGAUAUGGACCAGCUCAAGCGCUUCGCCAAGGGUGGUUAA